Messenger RNA from Sesamum indicum (sesame), 2918 nucleotides. Its product is annotated as putative late blight resistance protein homolog R1A-10. Gene Ontology annotation, biological process: defense response to other organism. Lineage: Eukaryota; Viridiplantae; Streptophyta; Magnoliopsida; Lamiales; Pedaliaceae. Gene Ontology annotation, molecular function: ADP binding. The record is from RefSeq and is a predicted model, not a curated record.
GGUGGCUGAUCAGCUCAGUCUGAUCUCCGGAGCUCAAAAUGAGUUGGAGCAGCUGCAGAACGAACUGGACUUGAUGAAAUCCUUCCUUGAGGAUUCAGCCAGCAAACGCGUAAAGAGCGAACUCUUCAAAACCCUGGAGAAGCAGAUCAGGGAAAUUGUAUACACUGCAGAAGACACCAUCGACACUUGCGUGAGCCAGGCCGCAGCAGGCAGCUGGUUCAAGCGCAACCUUAACCCGAAUCGUCUUAGCCUUGCCAAAGAGGUCCAGUCACUCAGGGAAGAGAAGGUCAAACCUGCUUUCGAAGACGCUAGGAUGAAGUUCGCAACCCUUCAAGUAGCAGAUGCACCUCCCCUCCAGGAUACAUCCGACCCCCGAAAGAUUUCAUUAACGGCCGAUAAGAAAAUAGUAGGACUUGACGAUGAGGCAGACAAGAUAAUCAAGUAUCUGAAUGAAGAUUCAAAAGAACUUGAAGUUGUCUCCAUCAUUGGUAUGCCUGGCCUGGGGAAGACAACUCUAGCAUUAAAGAUUUAUCGUGAUUCAAGAAUCCAAUACGAAUUUCCGACCAUAAUUUGGGUUUAUGUUUCUGAGGAGUACAACAAGAAGGAUAUCUUUCUCACCAUUCUCAGAAAGUUCACCCAGCAAGACAUGUCUCGCAAGAGUGAAGAGGAAUUGGCUCAGCAAGUUAAAGAGUAUCUGUCGACAGGGAAAUUCUUGAUAAUCAUGGAUGAUGUGUGGACUGUUGAUGCCUGGGACCAAAUUGAAGCUGCGUUGCCAAAGAGUAAUAUAUAUGGUAAAAUCUUGAUAACUAGUCGCUACGAGACUGUGGCUUGGCGUGCAAAUCGUGAGAGACUGCCCCACAAGUUGCGUUUCCUAAAUGAAGACGAAAGUUGGCAGCUCCUCCAGUUAGAAGUAUUUGGUAAGGAAGGUGUGUGUCCUCCAGAAUUGGAAAUUACUGGAAAACUUAUAGCGGAGCAAUGCGAUGGCUUGCCUCUUGCAAUUGUUGUUAUAGGAGGAAUUCUGGUUGAUAAAUUAUCAUCAGUUAGUGAUACAAAAAUGGAGUGGAAAAAAGUAUCUGAUAGCGUGCAAACAUAUAUCAGUAAUGAUGACAAGAACAGACGCAUGGAGAACAUUAUUUCAUUGAGUUAUAAUAAAUUGCCCUAUGAGUUGAGGGAUUGCUUUCUGUAUUUGGGGAUGUUUCCCGAAGACUAUGAGAUUCCGGCCUGGAAAUUGAUUCACUUGUGGAUUGCAGAAGGUUUUGUGAAACAAAAGCCAGGAAAGAGUUUGGAGGAUAUUGCUGAGGAAAAUUUGAAGGAACUAGUAAACAGGAACUUGGUGAUGGUUGAUAAGAUGAAGGCUGAAGGUGAAGUUAAAACAUGCCACGUACACGACAUGAUACGUGAAUUCUGCAAACGGGAAGCUGCGUUAAAAAAUCAGAAUUUGUUCGAAGAGAUAAAAAUGUCCAAGGAUGGAGUUUCUGAAUCAAAUAUUUCAGAAGUGCAAAAGUUUCGCCGCCUUUGUGUCCAUUCAUAUGUUGUGGACUUCUUCCUCAAAAAACCAAAGGCCCCAAAAGUCCGUUCUUUUUGGUGUUUCUCCAAGGCAGACAUCACCUUGGCGCUGGAACACAUUCCAUUUAUCAUUGAUACAUUCAAUUUGCUCAGGGUUUUUGAUGUGAACCCCAUCAGAUUCAAGAGAUUUCCCACUAAAAUUACGCAACUAAUUCAUUUGAGGUACAUAGCUCUAUCCGGCGAUGAUUUCAAGGUUCUUCCUAAGGACAUCUCAAAUCUCUGGAAUUUACAGACUAUUAUAAUCAACACAAAAUCACGUACCUUAGAAAUCAAAGCAGAUAUAUUGAAAAUGAUGCAGCUGAGGCAUUUGAAGACAAAGGCAGCUGUUAUUCUAACCAAGGAAGGCAAAGGCGAAGCUGGGGUAAACCUUCGAACUCUCACUAGAUUAUCACCUCAGUGUUGUACCAAACAAGUGUUUGACAGGGCUCCAUACCUAAAGACAUUGGGAAUUCGUGGGCAAUUACUGACUCUUUUGGAUAACAGGAGCUUGGCAAACUUGGGUCGUCUUGAAAAGUUGAAACUAGUGAAUGAUGCAUUUCCUCGUGUAGCAUCCGAAAACCCAUUGCAAGGCCUUCCUCAGCCCGACAGGUUCCCACCGAAUCUAAGGAUCCUCACUUUGUCAUCUACGUUUUUGGACUGGAAAAAUAUGUUUGUACUGGGAAUGCUUAAUGCACUGGAGGUGCUCAAGCUGAAAGAGAAUGCAUUCAUGGGAAAAUGCUGGGAUGUUGUUGCUGGAGGCUUUAAUUCCCUUGAAUUUCUGUACAUUGCACGCACAGAUCUCCAGUUUUGGACCCUCUCCGGGAGAGGGGACCACUUUCCCAAACUGAGAUGCCUUGUGCUUAAGAACUGCGAGAAACUCCAUGAAGUUCCAACAUGCCUGGUGGAAAAACUUCAGACAUUGGACAUGGAACGAGUCACCAAACACGCAGUUGCUGCAGCCCGGAAAAUCGAGCAGGAAAAACAAAUGAAGUAUGGAGAACAAAGCACCAGAAGGGGUGGAUUCAAGCUCAUCAUUGCUCCUGGAGAUGAAUGAUCAAACUACUCAUAUGCAUCCAUCUGGUUUACACAUGAUAUGCAAUGCAAGUAUCUUAUCUGGGCAGCGAGUAAUUUCCUGGACCACCACCUCUUCUCCAACAUAUGUUGCUUUAUUAAUUGCCCGGGAGCAUUUCAAUUUAUUCUGAGUGCUGAUCUUUAAAACUGGUCAGUUUUCUAUUUUUUGUUGUCUAUGAUGACUAAUAUAUAUUUUCUCUCUCUCUACCUAACCUGGCUAUCAGGUUUUUAGUUGCUUUUGUUGUAAUCUGUUACUCUGAGAAUGCUUGUUAUCACACCCGGAGAUUCAAAUCUUUAGUAAG